Molecule: messenger RNA, 1397 nt
Organism: Anopheles darlingi
Lineage: Eukaryota; Metazoa; Arthropoda; Insecta; Diptera; Culicidae
Product: mast cell tryptase-like
Exons: 4
Coding region: 4-1131 (375 amino acids)
Biological process (GO): proteolysis
Molecular function (GO): serine-type endopeptidase activity
Source: RefSeq, a predicted model, not a curated record
ACCAUGAUUGCAAGUAGUUCUUUUAGUAUUCUAAUCGUAGUUUCAAUGCUAAUCACGGUAAAUGGGGGAUUAUCGUGUACUCUCGGAAAAUGCGUAAAACUAAAAGAGUGCUCCACGUGGAAUCAAAUUUUUGAUCGACCAUACAUAUCCAAAUCAGAAUUGGAACUAUUCAGCGAUGCAAUAGCAGCUUGCGCUAAUUCUGUUGGAACUGAAUUACAAGACCGGGAAAUGUGCUGCUCCCGUGAAGAUAUUUACAAAGAAGAUAUAGGCAAACAAGAUAUAGGCCAACAUCGGGACAUUGGGACGCCCAAAUGUGUUGAGAGUAAAAAAACCCUGGACCCUGAUCGUCGAGUCUCAAGUAAAACAUCCUUCGGAGUAUUCAUAUACAUUCACAACCAAACGAAUUCUUCCGUGAAGCGAUGCGUUGGGAGUUUAAUCGACGCGAAUCUUGUGCUAACCUCGGCCCACUGUGUGCACGAAGUAGCAAGUGAAAGCAUCACCUUGUAUAUCAAUGCGAAAUACGUUCACAACGGAGAGAAUGGUACUGUCAGUCUCGGCGUAGAACCUUCCUACGUAGAGUCUGUUAUCACAUAUGAGGAGUAUGACCCAGCCCAGGUUUAUUGGGAUAUAGCAUUGCUACUUCUCAAAAAGGAGAUUGAGAUUAAUGCCCCGGACUCCCCAUAUCCGAUCUGCAUCCCCACAGCAGAGGAGCACUAUGAAUCGGAUAACUAUAUUCUGCAUUCAUUCGGCUGGGGAGCAAACGCUGAAGGAAUUUUAACUGACAUCAAAUUAUCCGUUACGUUGCAACGCAUCUCUCUGGAACAGUGUGUAAAGGAAGGCGUCAAUAGCUCGCAUACCGACGAGUUUGAGAAAAUUAUCAUUAACAGUAAUGACUUAAUUUGCACACUCGGCAUCUCCGGACAUAAUUUGUUCGAGGGAUACUCUGGCGCGCCCCUGAUGUAUCGAAAAAAUGGCGCAUGGUUUCUACUAGGUGUAGUUGGAAAGCCAUUGAAUCCGGAAGAUAAAAAGGGAUCGAUCAAACCAAAUCGCGUCAUUUCUACUUUCCUUCCACAUCAUACAGGGUGGAUUGAAGACAUAAUACAUGGCGACCAGCAAGAUGUGCAAAGAUAAUUUUUGGAGGAGGCGAGGAGAGUACGUGACCCAGUAAAUCCAAUACAGGUUAUUCUAGAUAGAUAUGACUUGAAUGAUACAUUUGUGUGUAUAGUGAAUGAAAGGCGUCGUGUACUAAAGGCUUUUAAAAUUUUUUUGAUGGACAACGCUAUUGACAACAAUUAAUGCUUGAGAUGCAAGCUCCAGCCCGAGCAACACAAUAAACUGCCUCUUUGGCAUUAUGAUUGAGUUGGUUUAAUCCUUAAGAGAUAAAAUUUGAAUAAUAG